UCCAGCCCCUUUGUAUAUUUAAAGAAAUUACUUAAAGAAGAUAUAUAUAGAUAUACAGAAAUGGGAAGAGCUCCUUGCUGUGAUAAGAAUGGUCUCAAGAAAGGUCCAUGGACUCCUGAGGAAGAUCAUAAGCUCAUUUCUUACAUUCAACUUCAUGGACCUGGCAACUGGCGUACCCUCCCCAAGAAUGCUGGGCUCCAAAGAUGUGGAAAGAGCUGUCGUCUUCGAUGGACAAACUACCUGCGACCUGAUAUCAAGAGAGGAAGGUUCUCCUUCGAAGAAGAAGAGUCUAUUAUCCAACUCCAUAGUAUUAUGGGGAACAAGUGGUCGGCCAUAGCUGCUCGCUUGCCAGGAAGAACUGAUAAUGAAAUCAAGAAUUAUUGGAACACCCACAUAAGAAAAAGACUCCUCAGAAAUGGAAUCGAUCCUGUUACUCAUGCUCCACGUCUCGAUCUUCUUGAUCUAUCCUCCAUUAUCGGCUCAGCUUUGUGUAACUCAUCGCUUCUCAAUCUGUCAAGCUUGCUAGGCACUCAAACAAUUCUAAAUCCAGACAUUUUAAGGCUGGCCUCUACCCUAUCCUCACUAAAACAAGAAAACCCAGAUUUGUUUUUGAACCAUUUACAGGACAACCAAUUAUUUAACAGCUUGCUACAGCAAAACCAACCACAACUUAAUAAUAAUUUUCAAGAAUCUCUUUCUGCUCCAUUAUUAAGUCAAACCCAGUUCUUGGAAAGCAACAAUCAAGAAGGACUUUCAUGCCAAGAAAACUUGUUAAUUCCUUCCAGUUUGAGUAAUAGUUUGGUUUCGCAGCCAAAUUUGGUUUAUGCCAAUACAGAUUCUCCGAUUACCGAUAAACUUCAAGAGAACUCAGGAUUUCAAGCAGUAAACAAUGGGUAUCAGAAUUAUGGCAUGGAAUCGGUUAUGUCAACGCCAUUAUCAAGCCCAGCUCCCUUGCAUUCGUCAUCCACAUUCGUCAAUGGCAGCAGCACGGAGGAUGAGAGAGAAAGCUAUUGCAGCAGCUUGUUCAAGUUUGAAAUUCCAGCGAGUUUGGACAUUGAUGAUUUCUUGUAAAUUAGUAAUUGUAUGCAAAUACAGGAAACAUAGACUAAGUUUUGCUGUUAUUUCAUGUUUUAUAUUUUCACACACAUAUAUAUAUAUUAGGCUUUGGGGUCGUGGAUUUGCAGGUAAUGUUCAUAUUUAUGUGAAUUUAAAA
Messenger RNA from Jatropha curcas, 1213 nucleotides. RefSeq names its product transcription factor MYB41. Lineage: Eukaryota; Viridiplantae; Streptophyta; Magnoliopsida; Malpighiales; Euphorbiaceae. The record is from RefSeq and is a predicted model, not a curated record.